Cimex lectularius (bed bug) is the source of this 3657-nucleotide messenger RNA. Its product is annotated as coiled-coil domain-containing protein 170. Lineage: Eukaryota; Metazoa; Arthropoda; Insecta; Hemiptera; Cimicidae. The record is from RefSeq and is a predicted model, not a curated record. Bases 347 to 2539 code for a protein of 730 amino acids. The transcript has 16 exons.
AUGGAAAGAGGUGUGCCAACACGCGAAUUUUCUUCAGCCUGCUUCCAUUGCAGUGCAAUCGUAUUUUUCUAAAGAAAGACUUUCAUCAGUUUUUUAUUAUAAAUUGGACAGUAAAAUGUGUUGACUAUGUCAAUUUGUUUGUUAUUUAUUGGUUAUUAUUUAUUCGUUUUAGAUAGACGAUACUCUAUGAACUAAAAAUUAUCAAAAAUGUAUUUUUAUUUGUUUAAAACCAUAAAACUGUUUUGAAAUAUGAUAAUUCAAAGUGAAAACACUUUUUCAAAUUAAUUUAAAUUUUAUUUGGAAGCUAAUCGGACAUCGAUUUUCGGAUGCUUGGGAAGAACUAUAGAUGACUUCGACGGCCGAUACGGAAGAAGAUUUGAAGAUUUUCGAAGUCCUGUGCGGUCCGGACACAGAGAUGACAGGUGGUACAGACAUGACGACAACCCUUAGGAGCGAGUUAGCAGCACUGCAAUAUAAAAGGGACAGCCUUCUUUUACAACUACAAGAAACUAAAGCCCAGCUAAGAAAACGAGAUGAAAAAGCAAUUCAAUUGGAGAGUGAAAUCGAGCAGCUCAGAGAGCAAGCAGCAAGGCAAAAUGUUGUCAUUGCUUCCCUUCGCAAACGGAUACAGGAACUGGAGGAAAGGGAAAGAACGUUGGCAGCUAGUCAAGGAAGGAAUGAGAUGACAAUUAAUACCCUCCAGAGAGAAAAUAGGUACCAUGAGGAAAAGGCGUCUGAAUUGGAAAGAAAGAUCAGUACGUUAGAAAUUGAAUUAAAUAAUGAGGAAAAGAGCAAAUUGCAUGUUCAGAAGAAUUUAGGCGAUCUUGUACAUCAGCUGGAAGCCACUUUGGGGACCAAUUCUGCUGGCAACUCUUCGCACGUUGUUCAAGAGACAAGCAGACUGCGCAAUAAAUGUGACAGCCUUGAAAACUGUUUGACAAGGGUCGAAGAAGAGCUGAGGACGUGCAGAAACGCCCUGAGCAGGGCGACAGCAGACAGGGACACAUUGCAGAAUCAAGCAGCAACCCACCUAGCUGAAAUUGAUCGGCUGAAGCAGGAAAGAGAAAAGCUUCAGAUUCAACAGCAUAUGUAUGAAAGGGACCUGGCAGAGUUAAGAGAAAAGCUAAACAAUGCUCAAAGAACAAUUAGCGUUACAACCGGUGAUAUACAAGUACAGGAUGCAACAAUAAGAGGAUUGAGAGAUGAUUUAAAGUUAAAAGAGGAAAAAGGACUCAGGCUAGAGACGGAACUUCGACACUUACUCGAAUCCUUAGCCAUUUUGUUAAGCUCUCCAGUGAGAUUUGUCGAAAGUACUGAGAUUAGUAUUAAAGACAAAAUUAGGGAUUUAAUAAAUGAAGCUAAAGAUAAAUCCAUGCAAGUUGAGAGCCUUCACGAGAAAGUUAUAACUUUAAAAGAUCAGGUUUCAAGAUUAUCUGAUCAAAGGAAUGAAGACAUCCGCCGUAUAAAAGAUUUACAAGAUGAUAAGAUACACGUUGAAGGACGACUCCAAAAGACAGAAAUCGAGCUAAAUACAUGUCUUAUGGUCAAAGAGGGUUUAAGGAAAGACAAAGCAAUUUUUGUCACAUUCCUCGAACGGCUUGCAAGGGCGUUAAACAUGGAGGAGAUUUCGAGAGAAAUUGGGGUUGAUUUGCACACCGAAUCUUUGCUUCUUAGAGCAGAACAACUUUCAAGAUUUGAGAGUGACAAAUUAACAGAUAAGCUCUUGUUAUAUGGUUCUUAUCCACGGUUUAGACGGGAGAGGUAUUUUUACGACUUACCGCUGAGAGAUUCUGCUGUAGUUUACCAGCUCCAGCGUAGGGUAAGGAAUUUACGAGACCAGCUCCAGAGAAGAGACCUCCAUCUGGACUUACUAAGACGGAAGCUGACGAUUCAGGAAGACAGCCACAGAACCAAAGGGCUAUUACAGGCCGAAAGAGACGAGGCAAACUUGCGUGUUAAGAAACUGGGAAAACAAAUAGACAGACUUCAGGUGCAGUUGAACGAAGCGAGAUCAUUAUCAAGAGACUUAAAACUGCAGCUUACAGAGUCUAGUGAUUACAAGUUAACAGCAUUAGAACGAGGUAGAAAAAUUGAAGAGCUUCAGAAAAAAUUGGCCGAGUCCGAGUUGUUGCGAACUCGUUGCAGUAGGAAAGUGAAUCUUUUAAAAGACCAGGUGAGAGUGACAGGUGAUAAUGCGGAAGAAAUCAGGGCAUUAGGUGAAGGGGUAGCUUCAGCGCUACGCUCUGAAGUAGAUUCACUUCGACAUUCCUUGGCAGACAUGACAACAGAAAAAAAUUCUUUAUCCAGCCUAAGAAAUACCCUUUGCAACAUUGUUGGGUUGUCGUGUUCCUGUGCAGACUACGAGUUGAUAUCCCGUGUCACAAAGAUGGCAGACGCUCACAGAGAAUUCACCAAGGUUUCCAGGCGUUAUGAUCCGCCAACUACUAGAUAUAUUGUUGACGAUCCUUUAAUUGAUGAUCUAGAUUCAGAUAUGAACAGCAUAUACAACAAACGUCCAACAAGGACUAUUCUUCCUUAAACUAACUGUAUGUUACUUACCAUCAAUUCAGCUAAAAUUAGUAUAUAGAUAAAAUUAAAAAAAAAAGUGUAUAUUUUAUUGUCAGAGAUUAGGGCUUCCCACAGUCAAUUUUCUCUCAAAUAAACUUUAGGAACUUCAUAUAAAACAACUUCCUAUGUUAAAUUUAAGUAAAUUCAAUUUAAUUACAACUCUUUGUUAAAUUAUACUAAUUUAAAAAACAAAAAUUAGCCUAUAAAUGAUAGAAAUUGAACAAUUUUGAGCACAUAAGUAUUCAAAUUAAAUAUUUUUUGGAGAUAUUUUCCUAGAAUUUAUGAUUAAAACGAACUAGUGAUCUGUGUAUUUAAGAAGGCAUAAAAAAUCGCAUCCAUACUGAUUGUUUUUGUUGUUCAGCGUAAAUGCACUUUUUUUAGCGACUGUUAUAUUUAGCAUUUAGCCAUGUUAUAUAUAUGUUAUAUGAAUAAACAAAUGCCAAACAUUCAUUCACUAGUUGUAGAUAAAUGCUACCCACCAUUUUUUUAAUAGCUCAAUGAAUAUUUUCUUUUUAGCAAUAAGCAUUGUCAAUGUGUUCGAUGUGAUUAUAAAUUUAUAAAUGUUACGUUUUGCUUGUUAUUUAUGUUGUUUGUGUUUUGUUGAAUUUUUGUUGUUUCGUUACGUUGUGUUAUUAAAACUUUCUAGUAAGCUAGUACAGGGUUGUUUUCUGGCUUUUCUAAUCUUUUGGUUGCUAUAAAUUUAAAAAUAAACAGUUAUUAUUCUGUUAAAUGUCUUGUUAAUUGUCUUUUUUUAAAACUGCAAAUGAGAGAAUUUGAGCAGUCAAUGUGAGAAAAAUGUUUUUUUAAUUAAACAGCCUAAUUUAUCAUUUAGCAAUAAUAAAUAUGAUGUUCAAAAAUUUUGCCUUUUCUGUCUGAUAGGACCAAUAACACUAUUUUCAAUAAGAAAAAUUAAUGUGUUCAUUUAUAUGUAACUAUGUGUUCAUGUUUCAAGUGAUUUUCAGCCCAGAAAUUGUCCUGGGCCAAUAUUCCUCUUUAAAUUAUUAAAUGAAAACUGCAUGUAAAAUUUCUUUCAUAAUUUAUUCUUAGGUAAAUGUUAACCAGUCUGUAUGUUCGGAGAAUAUAAUAAAU